CAUGGGCGAGGCACAGUUCUAACUGGUCAGUAGAGUUACUAUCAGUACGAAAAAGUUAACGGGUGCAAGAAGCUUCCCAACGAAAUCUGAACAUCUGACCAUGAAAUCGAAACAACUCCUGGCAGCAGCUGUCUGCCUAGCCUCUCUCCUGAUCUUGGGGACACAGGCGCAGGAGAAUGCAAUGCUGCAAAUUCCCCCCUCACUGGUCGAGUGUUAUAACACAUCAUUCUUCAUGAAUCGGGACAAUCGUCUACCAGCCAAUAUGGACACGCUCAUUUCGCUUAUCGAGAAGGUGGAGAACAGCUACGCCGGAACUUCAGGUGUGCAGGCCGAUAUUCGAACCGUGGCUGUGUCCUUGCUCCAUCGUUUCCGCCAAGAUGGCAUUAAAAAGGCCGCUGGAAUUAACGCCGCUGAUGGCGUAAUACCGUACAGUCCAACAGGCUUUCAGUUUCCCAAGUUUAAAAUUUUACUGUCACGCUUAAUUCCGGGAAACGCCAACAGCUUUCCCAACAGUUCGUUGACGAGUGUAGAACGAUGCUCCCUCCAUUUUAUGCUAUCGAGCACCUUUGACACCAGAUCGCGGGGCGAUGAAAACAACGUGUGCAACCAGCUCUCUCAGUAUCGAGCCCAGCGACUGCCACGAUCCCUGAAGAAGGAAUAUGACAACAACUUCAUUAGCGAUGUUGAAUGGCUAGAUACUCGACCAAAACGGGGACGGUCUUCCGUAUCCGUCUCAAAGUAUGAACAGUUGGGAGAAUUGGACUAUGAAUCCGACUGGGCAUAUGCCGGCUCAGAGGGAACUAGCCAAUGCCCCGUGGAGGAUGGCCUUGUUCGGACGCGCUGGGGAACGGUUUCUGCAGGUACCCUUAUUGCCGGCAUAGCAGCUGGCGUCCAACAGCAGACAGUCCAAUUAAAUACCCUAUUGGCCCUGGCCUCCCAAAGACGUGCACGCGGUCGCAGUCAGUCCCAAACAAGCAACUCCAUUGACAAUAGGUGGGCGGCCACUUUGGCUGGGGACUUGGCUGAGGUCACGCUGGUCCAGCUUCCAGGAUCGACCAGUUCAGCUUCUGUUGGAGCUACUGGGGGGUGGAAUGAUACAGUUCUGCCACAUUGGUACUUCUUGUCGCAGCGAAACAACCUUGAGGCGACUGACGCCGAGAUCCGAGGCGGCCUUGAUGGGCUGAUACUUGCGAAGAACGUGGCCAGCUGGAGAACCCAGGCAUCCAGCCUUAAGCUUUCUCAAUUAUUACGCAUGUACUACUCCACAAAUGGAGUCCUUAGUUCGGGAAUCAAUGCCUGCAGUAGGCAAAGCCAGUUUACAAAUGUUGCGCCAUCACAGGAAAUGGAGGACCAGACAAGCGCUUUUGCCUUAGUAUUGGAUCGUGAAAUGCAGUUGCGCGUCACCCUCACGUCGUCCGCAAUUGCCCAGUAUGCCGGUAACGCCACCGCUUCGCUGGUGACGUAUGUGCAAAUGAUUGACUACUUUCCGUCUCAACAAUGGUCUGAUAUAUCAAAUCGAACUACAGUAAUGGCUGAUAUAUACGUUUUUGUCGACACUUACUGGCCAUAUAGCUGUGUGGUUGAUUACGUUGCUUACGUCCUUCAGGACCUUAACAUUCAUCCGUACGCUAGUAAGGUAACCCUUUUCGCAGCAUCUGAUGGGUCAGUCAUUGUUAAUACCACGGACUACAUUAUCAACGUUUAUGAAGAGUGGAAUUCCACAUCUCAUUCUUGGCAUCCAAAUGGCUUUAAUCUACCACUUAUCUUAAACACAUUAAACGUUAGAGUUGAAGAUUUGCUCGAAGCAGAUCGGGCUAUCGACAAUCUUGGAGGCCGGUCAUUAAUUGCUCUUCUCAUUCCAAGCCCGCUAUCUUACGUAGACGAAAAAGACUACGACUAUUGCCAGCGGUAUAUGGAACGAUUGCGUUGGCGUCUGCCCAACUUGCACUUCAUUUACUACGGAGGUGGAGCUUUGGUAAGGUUCCAUGAUUUCGUAAGAGACCCGAGCAAAGAUUUGUUUCUUUUAAACACCGAAAAGCCACCCGAAAGCUGUGGCGACCCCGUUAUUACACGGAUUCGGCAAGUGCCCCGUCGACUUUCCAACCCCCGUUGUUACGCGAACGGUAUCAUAAGUGAGUUCGGAUCCAACUCUCUUCAACAGUAUGGUCGUUUGGGUAGUAUUAAUUUCUACAGAUUGGAUUCACUUUAUCUACCGGCUAGGCAGAGCAUGCGUUACCUUAAGAUCUCCCCCAUAAGUCAAAUUACUUUCACUGUUUGUACAUCUCGAAUCAUCGAACGACCAUUCCGGAAUCUAAGUGCGCCAUUAAGGGCGGAAGAGACCUGCGAGUCUACAGCCUUGGGAUCUUUUAGUUAUGAUCUUACUGACGCUUGUGUUGGCUAUGACUUUGAGCCGUGUCCUCCUUUGUUUUUCUCAGUGCAGGCUCAGGGUUUUGGUGACAUUUCCUGUGUGGUCGAGGCCUGUCAGACACCAGAUGAGGCACAGUAUGUCGUUAGUUUAAGCAAUCUGGGCUGUAACGAUGCUACCUCCAUAAUCUUUAAUGUGGUCCUAGCUGCUCCAGCAUUUCUCAUAUCCCUUUCUUCCCAAUGCAUUUAUAAGUCCUAAUUUUUGUUACCCUUGCAGAGGUAUAAAGUAUGAAGUACAAGAUAUAAAUAUUAAGUACACAAAAAAAAACAUCUGUGUAUACUCAACAAAGAAAAAUUAUUUUUGCUAUUUUUAAAUAUAUUCUUGUAUUGUAUUGUUUUUUAGCCAAUCAAAAUUGAUCACAACCUAGGGAGUUUGUACCUUCCCCAUAUUUAAUGCAUUUUUGGCAGCUUAUUUGGUUAACACGUGUGUGUGUGUUUAAUAAAAAAUAAUUUUAAAAUAAUGUUAAAUGAUCUUUUUUUAAUAAUAAUGAAAUUUACGAUUGGCCACGUCAUCCGCCAAUUUUUCUAUAGUUGCGUUUGACACUUAUAAUUCCCAACUAGUUAUAGCUAAGAAUUAUUGACCUGUGUGCUAUGGCAUUUGAUAGCCAUGGAAUUUUACUUUUUUGACUGCCGGCGUCACGGCAUCUAGCGGGUGGUAGCGGUACUACUGACCUAAAGUAUGAAGUACAAGAUAUAUAUAUAUUAACUACACAAAAAAAAUAUCUGUGUAUACUCAACAAAGAAAAAUUGUUUUUGCUAUUUUAAAAAUGUUCUUGUAUUAUAUUGUUUUUUAGCAAAUCAAAAUUGAUCAGAACCUUCACACGCCCACCCCUAUUUGAUUACGUGGUGUGUUUAAUAAUAAAUAAUUUUAAAAUAAUGUUAAAUGAUCUGUUGUUAAUAAUAAUGAAAUUUACAAUUGGUCACGUCAACCGCCAAUUUUUUAAUACUCGCAUUUGGCACUUAUAAUUCCCAACUAGUUAUAGCUAAAAAUUAUUGACCUGUGUGCUAUGGCAUCUGACAGCCAUAGAAUUUUACUUUUUUUGACUGCCAGCGCCGCGGCACCUAGCGGACGGUAGAGGUUCUACUGACUUAAAGUAUAAAGUACAAGAUAUAUAUAUAUUAACUACACAAAAAAAAAUAUCUGUGUAUACUCAACAAAGAAAAAUUGUUUUUGCUAUUUUUAAAAAUGUUCUUGUUCUAUUGUUUUUUAGCAAAUCAAAGUUGAUUACAACCUAGGGAGGUUGUACUUCCCUCAUUAUAAAUGCAUUUUUGGAAGCUUAUUUGGUUGACACGCCCAUCCCUAUUUGAUUACGUGGUGUGCUUAAUAAUAAAUAAUUUUAAAAUAAUGUUAAAUGAUCUUUUUUUAAUAAUAAUGAAAUUUACAAUAGGCCACGUCAUCCGCCAAUUUUUCAAUACUCGCAUUUGGCACUUAUAAUUCCCAACUAGUUAUAGCUAAAAAUUAUUGACCUGUGUGCUAUGGCAUCUGACAGCCAUAGAAUUUAACUUUUUUUGACUGCCAGCGCCGCGGCACCUAGCGGACGGUAGAGGUUCUACUGACUUAAAGUAUAAAGUACAAGAUAUAUAUAUAUUAACUACACAAAAAAAAAUAUCUGUGUAUACUCAACAAAGAAAAAUUGUUUUUGCUAUUUUUAAAAAUGUUCUUGUUCUAUUGUUUUUUAGCAAAUCAAAGUUGAUUACAACCUAGGGAGGUUGUACUUCCCUCAUUAUAAAUGCAUUUUUGGAAGCUUAUUUGGUUGACACGCCCAUCCCUAUUUGAUUACGUGGUGCGCUUAAUAAUAAAUAAUUUUAAAAUAAUGUUAAAUGAUCUGUUGUUAAUAAUAAUGAAAUUUACAAUUGGUCACGUCAACCGCCAAUUUUUCAAUACUCGCAUUUGGCACUUAUAAUUCCCAACUAGUUAUAGCUAAAAAUUAUUGACCUGUGUGCUAUGGCAUCUGACAGCCAUAGAAUUUUACUUUUUUUGACUGCCAGCGCCGCGGCACCUAGCGGACGGUAGAGGUUCUACUGACUUAAAGUAUUAACUACACAAAAAAAAAUAUCUGUGUAUACUCAAGAAAGAAAAAUUGUUUUUGCUAUUUUUAAAAAUGUUCUUGUUCUAUUGUUUUUUAGCAAAUCAAAGUUGAUUACAACCUAGGGAGGUUGUACUUCCCUCAUUAUAAAUGCAUUUUUGGAAGCUUAUUUGGUUGACACGCCCAUCCCUAUUUGAUUACGUGGUGUGCUUAAUAAUAAAUAAUUUUAAAAUAAUGUUAAAUGAUCUUUUUUUAAUAAUAAUGAAAUUUACAAUAGGCCACGUCAUCCGCCAAUUUUUCAAUACUCGCAUUUGGCACUUAUAAUUCCCAACUAGUUAUAGCUAAAAAUUAUUGACCUGUGUGCUAUGGCAUCUGACAGCCAUAGAAUUUUACUUUUUUUUGACUGCCAGCGCCGCGGCACCUAGCGGACGGUAGAGGUUCUACUGACUUAAAGUAUAAAGUACAAGAUAUAUAUAUAUUAACUACACAAAAAAAAAUAUCUGUGUAUACUCAACAAAGAAAAAUUGUUUUUGCUAUUUUUAAAAAUGUUCUUGUUCUAUUGUUUUUUAGCAAAUCAAAGUUGAUUACAACCUAGGGAGGUUGUACUUCCGUCAUUAUAAAUGCAUUUUUGGAAGCUUAUUUGGUUGACACGCCACCCCUAUUUGAUUACGUGGUGUGUUUAAUAAUAAAUAAUUUUAAAAUAAUGUUAAAUGAUCUGUUGUUAAUAAUAAUGAAAUUUACAAUUGGUCACGUCAACCGCCAAUUUUUCAAUACUCGCAUUUGGCACUUAUAAUUCCCAACUAGUUAUAGCUAAAAAUUAUUGACCUGUGUGCUAUGGCAUCUGACAGCCAUAGAAUUUUACUUUUUUUGACUGCCAGCGCCGCGGCACCUAGCGGACGGUAGAGGUUCUACUGACUUAAAGUAUAAAGUACAAGAUAUAUAUAUAUUAACUACACAAAAAAAAAUAUCUGUGUAUACUCAACAAAGAAAAAUUGUUUUUGCUAUUUUUAAAAAUGUUCUUGUUCUAUUGUUUUUUAGCAAAUCAAAGUUGAUUACAACCUAGGGAGGUUGUACUUCCCUCAUUAUAAAUGCAUUUUUGGAAGCUUAUUUGGUUGACACGCCCAUCCCUAUUUGAUUACGUGGUGUGCUUAAUAAUAAAUAAUUUUAAAAUAAUGUUAAAUGAUCUUUUUUUAAUAAUAAUGAAAUUUACAAUAGGCCACGUCAUCCGCCAAUUUUUCAAUACUCGCAUUUGGCACUUAUAAUUCCCAACUAGUUAUAGCUAAAAAUUAUUGACCUGUGUGCUAUGGCAUCUGACAGCCAUAGAAUUUAACUUUUUUUGACUGCCAGCGCCGCGGCACCUAGCGGACGGUAGAGGUUCUACUGACUUAAAGUAUAAAGUACAAGAUAUAUAUAUAUUAACUACACAAAAAAAAAUAUCUGUGUAUACUCAACAAAGAAAAAUUGUUUUUGCUAUUUUUAAAAAUGUUCUUGUUCUAUUGUUUUUUAGCAAAUCAAAGUUGAUUACAACCUAGGGAGGUUGUACUUCCCUCAUUAUAAAUGCAUUUUUGGAAGCUUUUAUUUGGUUGACACGCCCAUCCCUAUUUGAUUACGUGGUGCGCUUAAUAAUAAAUAAUUUUAAAAUAAUGUUAAAUGAUCUGUUGUUAAUAAUAAUGAAAUUUACAAUUGGUCACGUCAACCGCCAAUUUUUCAAUACUCGCAUUUGGCACUUAUAAUUCCCAACUAGUUAUAGCUAAAAAUUAUUGACCUGUGUGCUAUGGCAUCUGACAGCCAUAGAAUUUUACUUUUUUUGACUGCCAGCGCCGCGGCACCUAGCGGACGGUAGAGGUUCUACUGACUUAAAGUAUUAACUACACAAAAAAAAAUAUCUGUGUAUACUCAAGAAAGAAAAAUUGUUUUUGCUAUUUUUAAAAAUGUUCUUGUUCUAUUGUUUUUUAGCAAAUCAAAGUUGAUUACAACCUAGGGAGGUUGUACUUCCCUCAUUAUAAAUGCAUUUUUGGAAGCUUAUUUGGUUGACACGCCCAUCCCUAUUUGAUUACGUGGUGUGCUUAAUAAUAAAUAAUUUUAAAAUAAUGUUAAAUGAUCUUUUUUUAAUAAUAAUGAAAUUUACAAUAGGCCACGUCAUCCGCCAAUUUUUCAAUACUCGCAUUUGGCACUUAUAAUUCCCAACUAGUUAUAGCUAAAAAUUAUUGACCUGUGUGCUAUGGCAUCUGACAGCCAUAGAAUUUUACUUUUUUUUGACUGCCAGCGCCGCGGCACCUAGCGGACGGUAGAGGUUCUACUGACUUAAAGUAUAAAGUACAAGAUAUAUAUAUAUUAACUACACAAAAAAAAAUAUCUGUGUAUACUCAACAAAGAAAAAUUGUUUUUGCUAUUUUUAAAAAUGUUCUUGUUCUAUUGUUUUUUAGCAAAUCAAAGUUGAUUACAACCUAGGGAGGUUGUAC
Messenger RNA from Drosophila suzukii, 6913 nucleotides. RefSeq lists its product as uncharacterized. Lineage: Eukaryota; Metazoa; Arthropoda; Insecta; Diptera; Drosophilidae. The record is from RefSeq and is a predicted model, not a curated record.